GAUCUGGCCAUGUCCGACUAUCAGAUCUCAGUGGAGGAGCUGAACGACCUGCUGGCUAACGGCAGCGGCUGCUACAGCCUCCCCAGCGCGCACAGCAACGAGGUGGCACCCCGCAUCCACGUGGGGAACGCGUUCAUAGCCAAGAAUAUCAUGAGGUUGCAGCGCCUGGGCAUAACCCACAUCCUGAAUGCAGCAGAGGGAAAAUCCUUCAUGCAUGUGAACACUAAUGCAGAGUUCUACGAAGGCACAGGCAUCACCUACCAUGGCAUUAAAGCUAAUGACACCCAAGAAUUUAACCUCAGUUGCUAUUUUGAGGAGGCUGCUGACUUUAUUGACAGUGCAUUGUCCCAGAAGGAUGGCCGGGUGUUCGUGCACUGCCGUGAAGGCUACAGCCGCUCCCCAACACUGGUCAUUGCUUAUCUCAUGCUUCGCCAGAAUAUGGAUGUCAAGUCUGCAGUGAGCGCUGUCCGGCAGAAGCGAGAGAUUGGGCCCAAUGAUGGCUUCUUGAAGCAGCUCUGCCAACUUAAUGAGAGAUUAGUGAAGGAGGGCAAACUGAAGCCCUAAACCGAAGAGCUGCAUUUUCUCAGAGGGGCUCUCCUGACUGUCAAAGUGUGCACAUUAGGUGCUUUAGAUACCCAAACUUAAACUGCUAGGCUAGGUCAUGCAGUGCGAGGGAGGCAGAGUCCCUUCUUAUCUAGUGAAAGUAUCUUCCACAUGUCUGGGUCUGCCCUUUAAAAUAGCACAAAGCUCCAUCACUCCUAGGAGUGUUGCACUAAAGAAAGCUCUUUAGAGAGAUAAUUCCAACAACGUAUCAGCUGUCAUCACAUGUGUUUCUUUCAGAGCCCACUGGAGGUCCCAUGACAUACGUACUUCGCAUUGACUUUGGAUGUCAUUUGUUUAAGCUUCAUGUUCUUGAAUCCCACCAGUGCAACUCAGCCGCAUGGGUGCCCAAGAGCAGAAAUGCACCUCCCUUCACUUGCUUUUAAUUGAAGUACUGUAUUUUUAAAAGAGUAUCUCACAAACUCACAGGUGCCUAAAGUCUGAGUGUAGGAGCUUGCAAAGAUAGAGAAGUAUAUAUGCAAAUACACAGAUGCACUUACCCCAUUACUGUGUACAGCUUUGUGUGUGGUGUGGAUAUAUACAAUACAGUAUACGUACAGGGCUUGAGUGUGGCAGUAAAGCCAUCCAGAGUCUGAUGUUAAUACAAGUACCCUUGUAAAUAGAGUUUGUAUAUCUGUUAUUUGUGUUUAUUAUUAAGUAGAAACAAAAAUGCUGUAUUUUUUUCAUCUUAAAAUUUAGAGGGAAAAGUAAAAUAUAGAGAGCAAGUAUCAAAGGAAAGAAUCGAAUGUGAGGAGCAGAGAAUGGGAGUGCUUAGGUAUGUUGAUACUUGGUGUGGGUAUAAGAACCUGAACAGAAGACACACACAAUGUGAACUGACUGCUCAUGAGGGAUUUUAGUGAAUUUCAGGUUCUUUUUUCUUUAACCUCACUAUUAUUUAUAUUCACCCUGGAAAGCUUGAACCUGAAAUCUUUCUCCUCACUGAAAUAUUUUCCCUUCAAGAAGCACACACACUGAUUGCUUAUUGUAAGAUGCCCAUUGUAAGGGACAGCACAUUCUGCCUUGAAGUAGGAUUGCACUGUUUGUGUUUAAAGAGAGAUGAGCCCUGUUGCCCAUCACAUGGACAUGGCAAACAUUUACUUCCAAGUGGUUGAUAUCUUUAGCCUCUCUUAGACGCUGCCCUGUUAAGUCACUGCAGUAUCUGGAGUGUAAGCUGCUUCGUUUACAGUGUGCAUGUUGGCUGAGUGUGCAAACAUAACUUUAAAGGCUUGCAAAGUGCUGUACAUGUACUCAGUGCCUCACUGGUGCACCCCUAGAAUUGUUGGUAAUGCUAUCAGAACCCUGCAUAUACUUGUUCAGUUUUUCUGUGUGAUUUUAUGUAUUCAAAGGAUAACAUUUUAACAAGAAAAGCUCUUGUAUUAUUGAUGCACGCAAUGCCCAGCACUAGGUUGUUCUUUUUGGGUAUUCGAUUUUUUUAACCGUGUGUCAUUUCCUGAUCUAUUUUUAUUUUAAUAUUUUGUACACUUAGUUUGAUUUCAAGAAAGUUGUGGGUUGGGUCACUUGGCCUAUAACUCCAUAUGCGACUUCUCUAGUCAAAAACAGGGCUUGCUUCAGUUUCUUUGCAUAGGAUAGGGGUAGCCAAAAAAUAGUCCAGCUAGCCCUGUACCCUAUCUUUGUCAGCGGCUAGUACCAGAUGCUUCCACAGACAAAUGACCUCAUAAUGGAUAAUUAUGGAAAAAUCAGCACAUGGAAUUCAGUACAUACUAUCUACUGAAUCCUGUGCAUUUAGUGAUUGGCAUUUGUCCUGAAGCAGGAGGGUUUACAUCCUUUAUAUAAUUUUAUCAUAUCUAAUGCAUUUGGGGAUACUUUUCACUAUCAGUAUAAAUGUCUGAUUUUUAAAAAACCAUUACUUUCGUAUAUUGUGGUAGUGAGUUUCACAGGUUAAUUAUGUUUGUGUAAAAGUCUUUCCUGUUGAUCAGAUUUUUAAAUCUAUUGCCUUUUAAUUUCCUUGGUUGCCCAUUUUUCUGGUAUUAUGAAAGAUGGUGAAAAGGAGCACCUGCCUUAUCUUUUCUACAUUACUCAUUUUCCAUUUUGCAUACUACAAUCUUGUUUACAGAUAAAGCUGUUUUUCUACUUGUAUUGAUGGAACAGAGCUUUUAUCUCUUUACCUACAUCAGUGUAUUGCAAAUAUGAAUCCAAAUAAUAUAGAAAAAAUGUAUACACACCCCCACUCUCUUUUGGCUUUGAUUUGGCAUUUAGAAGGUAGGGUUCCAACCCAAUGACUGAUCUAAAAAGAAUUUUAUUAUUAGGCAUUAGAUUUUUUUUUCCACAGAUGCUCCUAGAUUAAUCUGUUUAGUUAGUGGGAGUGUGAUCAGAAACAUCCAGGAACGAUCUCAGUGUUUUUUGUUGGAAUAGUAGAAUCCAUCUGCUUUGUGGUGGUGAUAGGAUUUGCACAGCUUUGUAUUGUCUUGAUGAACCACCUAAAAGCAGGUGGAGAGAUUGCUGCUCGCAGUUGGCAUAUGACUAAAAUGAACUGGAAAUCAAGACAGAUAAGAAAAAUAUGGAGAUAUUUUUCAUCUGUUUAUAGGACCUUUUCGGAGUUCAUUUGCAAUGAUGUAAUAUCACUAACUUCAGUGGCAUAACAUCUGAUUUACCCCAGUGUAAAAGAUCAGAACCAGGUCUUCAGUGUUCACACUUGGCAGAUCUGGUGUCUAUUGAGGAUGAAUAAAAGAUGCUUGUGGGAAAGGAAUUAACCCAAAAGCAAGCUCUCGAACAUUAUAUCCUAUAGUGAGUUACUGAGUAGUUUGACUCAUACAUGAAACUGAUUCCUUGUUUCCUAUCCAUUCUCUUUGUUCUGCUCAUAGUCUUGAAAAGUAUAGUUAGAUUAUAACUUGUGAUGUCACAUGUACUCCUCCAGUCUUUCAUCUGUUCUUUCAGUUUAAGUCCUUUAAUGUUGCACAGUAUUCUGCAGAUUGCAGCUGUCAGAGAAGAGCUCUUAGUUCUAAAUUUAAUUCCAUAAUCAUGUUAUGCUUCUUAGUGCAUCUCUUUGACUGUAGGUGCCAGAUCUUAUUAAAAGGAAAAAAAUAGAGAUUUCUUCCAUCAUAAGAUGAAAUGGACAAAGUACCAAAAAAUACUGUGCCUUUUUACUGAAACUGGAGUGGAGCUGCUCACUGCUGCUGUGUGUUCCUUACUGGCGUGACCAUUGAGAAAUAUAUUUUUAAGUGCAGAAGAACAGGUAAGUAGGAACAUGGUGCAGUACCAGUGAUUAAACUGUUUUAGCUGUAACCAAGAAUGCUGCUUCUGGAUUUGUUGAUAUAAGUUUUAUCUCUAAAUAACAGAACUUUGCUUUUUGUCAGAGUAAGUACAAUCAGAGCUUUGGAGAAGAGAGGAUGCCUCUUCAGGAUACAAACCUGUCACAGAGCAAGUACAUCUACCAUGCCAGACCCAAUAUAACAAGAACAAAAGCAGUUGCUUUUUGCUUUGCAGGAAUGUUUUGGAUUUCUUUGAUGAUUUACUAAAAAAGCAACUCCAGUAGGUAAUGAGUCCUCUAAAAUAUCAUUGUUGUUUGCAAACACUGUUCUCAUGCUUCAGACUGAACCAAAAAUGUCCCAGCAAUUUCCCUACUACAGGGGCAGGGUUUAUAGUUUAGAGAAGAGGAUGAUGUGUGGGACUUUGCUUUAAUAUUCACAAACCUUUUUGUACUUUUUUGUUGUCAUCAUCUUUUGGCCAUGCAACAAAAACACAGCUGUUUACAACAGAACUGCAACAGUUCUGCAUGUCACACUACAGCAACUCAUAGUACAGCCAGAAAUUAGUUCAUGAAUGGGUGCCGUUGCAACUGGGUAUGGUGAACAAGUGGUUUCCUGUAAAUGGCAAACAUUUUGCAAAACUAGUUCAGAGUUUGAGAGGUAGGCUGUAAAUGCAGGACUAGUAGCCAGUAACUACUGUGUUCCAGUUCCAUUUUGACUCAUUGUACGAUGCUGGACUGGUCACCUUUCUCCUAUAAAAUGGAAACAAUACUUACCUACCUCACAGGCGUGUUGAGGAUUAACUAAUGGUUAGAAAGUGCUUUGAAGAUUAAAAGCACUAUAUAAAUGCUGAGUAUUAUGCAAUCUGUGACUUGAAAAUCUUCUGUCACAUGUAUGUUUCUUCCAACAAGAAGGAAUCAUUGCAAUAGAUGUGAGAGUGGCAAUGCUUUAUAGUCAGUCAUUUAAUAUUUACAAUGAACUCUCUCUUGGUCAGGGCCAGUUAAAAUCCCUGAUGCAGGAGUGAGUACGAACAGCAGGAAUUUUACUUUCUCCAAUUUUAUUAAAAUGAGUUUUACUGGUUUGACUGUGCUAAAAUAAUGUUGUUCAUGCAUCCAUGUCAUGGGCUCUGCCAAUAUGGAAAACUGAAAAUAGAACAGACCUGGGUGGUAGUAACUUCCAUGCAUUUAUUAUUGGAAAUUGGUAACCUUGUGUUCUGUGAUAUCCCAACGCCAAACAUAAAUGGGCAACUUCUGCCCUACAGUCUUUUCUAUGGGAAUUUGGAAUUUAAAUGUAACUUUCAAGCUGUUAGUACAACCCACAAACUUUAAAAAGAAAUCCAGAUCUAUACCAAUAGAUCUAUACAAACACAACCUACACUGGCUUUCUGUUGAAAAUCUCAGCUCUCUGUUUCCAUCCACUGGGAUUAGCAAUUGUACAGGUUUGUCAAUGAGCCAUUCUUAUCUCCUUUGAUGUACACUUUAAGGCUCCUGUACUACUGGAGUUGGAAAAAAGGGUUACAGCCAAAGAGCUUUCUGUACAGGAUACUGAAGAGGAAAAUGUACGGGAGACACAGUUAUAUACUGAGCAGGUUCUUUUCCUUUAUCUUGGUUGGAAGGUUGGAGCUCCUGGUGUUCAGUAAGAGGAGUUUUGUUCCUUUAUGUGGCGAUCACUCCAAUUAGAAAAAUCAAAUGUACAAUGCUCAUGUUUUGUGAUGUGACAGAAUAAAUUACCAGAGUUAAAUUGUUUGUUCUGUACAGUUUGUUGUGGUGUUUUGCAAAACAAAAAAACAAAUAUGUUUUAGCAAUGUGCAAUAAAGUAUAUAUGGUGCCGUUGGCAUGAUGAACACUGAGGUGUAAUCUGCAUGGAGUUGCAGCAGUUCUCAAGGGGAAUGUCGCAGAUGGCCAUAAUUACAGCAAAUGAGAGGAGCUGCCUCACACCUGAAGAGAGAUUCUCAAUAGAAUAUGGCUUCUAUGGACAUUAAGGGAACAAUCAAACAAUUUGCAUGGUUACCUGGGUUCUAUGUACAUACAAUCUGGGUUCAGUCCCCACAAGUUGCCUGAUACUUAUGGGCACAUUCUGUAC
Molecule: messenger RNA, 5888 nt
Organism: Gopherus evgoodei (Goodes thornscrub tortoise)
Lineage: Eukaryota; Metazoa; Chordata; Testudines; Testudinidae
Gene: DUSP3
Product: dual specificity phosphatase 3
Exons: 3
Coding region: 10-564 (184 amino acids)
Biological process (GO): protein dephosphorylation; negative regulation of MAPK cascade
Cellular component (GO): cytoplasm
Molecular function (GO): protein tyrosine/serine/threonine phosphatase activity; MAP kinase phosphatase activity
Source: RefSeq, a predicted model, not a curated record